AUGGCUGAAACGAGUUUAUAUGGCUCAAAGCUACCCUUUUCAAUGGACAUGAUACUUAUGGAUGACAAGUCUUUGCUAACUGAAGGAAAAGUAUACCAGAUUUCAUUCUUUGAUGUUGGCGAAAGCGGAUGUGAUUUUCUCCCAAUCGAGCAUCCAUUCAAGAUCAACUUUGAUAUUCAGACUUCUGUACGAUUGCUUCCUAACAAGGCUAUCAACAUAACGCCGUACUCUUUCGUUCCACUUGGUGACAUAAUGUAUAAGGACCUUGAUACAUCAUUCCUUAUAGAUGUAAUUGGAAUUCUCACUGGAGCAAGUGGAGAACAAGAGUUCGAAAAAGAUGGGUUCGGGUUGAAUGUGUUUUUCGGAAAAUAUGCUUCUGAAGUCGUUGAUAAUCUUUCAUUUGUUGAUGCAACCAAUGCUGUCGUGGUUGUGCAGUGUUGUAAGGCUAGCAUAAAAAAUGUUUAUGGUGCUAUUAGGGUUCUUUAA
Messenger RNA from Lotus japonicus, 486 nucleotides. RefSeq lists its product as uncharacterized. The record is from RefSeq and is a predicted model, not a curated record. The transcript has 5 exons. The coding region runs from base 1 to 486 and encodes 161 amino acids. Lineage: Eukaryota; Viridiplantae; Streptophyta; Magnoliopsida; Fabales; Fabaceae.